UCCUCGGCACGACUUUCGCAUUGCGAGAUAUUUACAUUCCUUCAUCUUGAUCACAAGGUGACUAGUACUUGCAGUCGACCUGCACAGAAAAACUUUGGUUCAGCUUGUCCUUGAAGGACAUUGUCGACUAUAAUCAUGGGCAUAGCUUUGCCCGAAGCUGAGCUUAUAGCAGUAUUCCUAGAGACUUUGUUUUACGGCGUGUUCUUCACUUUGUACUGGUCGACGCUGGUCAUACUGCUCAAGAAAGGUGGUAUUCAACGGGACCUCCUUAUCCCAGUAGCAACCUUGCUACUCUGCAUUGCAACGGCCCAUCUAAUUAUCGAUUUAGUUCGAGUGCUAGAAGCGUUCAUAUUCAGUGCGCCUACAAUCGGUGCGGAUGCCUACUACUCCAACCUCGCUUCACCGUUGGAACUCGCAAAAACCGCACUUUAUGUCACGCAGCCCACUGUCGCUGAUGCUGUCCUUGUUUGGCGGUGCUACGUGCUCAACAAUAGAAGCCUCUUGGUUGGCAUUCCUGGUUGUAUUGUGCUGUUAACUAAUGGGGCGAUUGGAUACUAUGUUGUCUGGUGCCUUUCUCAAGCCGGCGUAGGGUCGACUGUUUACACCAUCGCUCCUGGGUUUAUCACGACUUUCUAUGUAUUGACCAUGCUUAUCAGUGUUAUUUGCACUACUUUGAUUUCCUGGCGCAUCUAUCACAGUCGCCGUUCCAUGUCAGACAACCCUGUUCUUCUACCCGUUUUGAUUGUCGUCAUCGAAAGCGGUGCUUUAUAUGCCACCAGUGUCCUUGCGCUCCUUCUAGCAUUCUUGACGGGAUCAAACUGGCCAAUACCCCGCGAUGGAUAUCGCCCCUCCUAUCGUGGGGAUCGUAUUCUGUCUCAUCAUCCUGCAAGUACACUUCCAUGUAGGUAACAACUCCCAACUCCCGGGAUCCUUCACCAGUCUCUUUGGAGAGCGAGGAGAACAGAAUGUGGGCCACAGCAUGGAACCGAUGAUUGCACAUCACCGAGGAGACCGAGAUCAUUCAGUUUGACGUGAUGCGCAGCCGAUUAUUCUCAGGAGAUGACUGCCAAGUAUUCUAGAUGAGACUAUUUUUCUACUUUUCCGCAGGCGUAUUGGAAAUUCUAGAACUAUGGCUAAUUCAUUAUAGUUGGGUUUUAUGGAUCAUUUUCAAAAUGUGCCGAAUAGAUUACAUUUUUGCUGAACAGGAUUUAUAGGUAAGCUUGUAUAAAGCUGGCAAGGCAUUGACGCAUUGA
This is a messenger RNA of Suillus subaureus, 1253 nucleotides long. RefSeq lists its product as uncharacterized. The transcript is spliced from 7 exons. NCBI's taxonomy places the organism in Eukaryota, Fungi, Basidiomycota, Agaricomycetes, Boletales, Suillaceae. The coding region runs from base 136 to 909 and encodes 257 amino acids. The record is from RefSeq and is a predicted model, not a curated record.